Messenger RNA from Megalobrama amblycephala (Wuchang bream), 2659 nucleotides. RefSeq names its product gastrula zinc finger protein XlCGF8.2DB-like. The transcript has 3 exons. Gene Ontology annotation, molecular function: DNA-binding transcription factor activity, RNA polymerase II-specific; RNA polymerase II cis-regulatory region sequence-specific DNA binding. Gene Ontology annotation, biological process: regulation of transcription by RNA polymerase II. Lineage: Eukaryota; Metazoa; Chordata; Actinopteri; Cypriniformes; Xenocyprididae. The record is from RefSeq and is a predicted model, not a curated record. The coding region runs from base 1065 to 2186 and encodes 373 amino acids.
AGUAAAGCCUUGUUUACACUGCACGCGUGUGAUUUUUUUCAUGUAUUUAAUGGCUAAAUUGUUAUAUUUUGUCCGGUUUUAUUGUGUUUAUUGCGAUGCCAUACUUUAUAUUGCUGUAGCCAUACAGAUGAAGUUAAUACACUUAAAAGUCCAGUUAGGGACAACAAAAACAAAGAAAUUUCAAGUUUUUCAACUUCGAAUCUCUUGUCGUCAGUUUCUAGCCACCUACUGAUGUGAAAUAUGAGUGGGAGUUUACUCAGGGUGAUUAUUUUGACUUUAUUUUGUAUUUGAGCUGCGCGUCUUGGACACGGCGUCCAUCAAAAAUAGGUGAGGCGCCUAUCUUUAGCGAAGCGGCGCGUUGAGCCACUUCUGGGAUGCUUCUCAAAUGCACCGCGGCGCGGCUGGUGUAAACACAAGCAUUGACUAGAGUGGCCGUGUAUCAGCUCCGGUAGCCGCGUCGCAGCCGUAACGCGCCGCAGUCGCGUGCAGUGUAAACAAGGCUUAAGGUUGCCACACCGGAUUCUGCAGUCAGGCAUAUUUGUUUUGUUUGUUUUGUCUGUGGCCCUAAUAAAUGUUUAAUUUGAUUGACAAACAUUGUUUAAUGUAAAAUAGUAAAAAAAAAAAGAAAAGAUUAAGCUCUUUCAAAACAAAUUGUGUUAAACAAAAAUUGGUUUGUUACUGAAAAAGUUCUUAAUCACUUGUAUAAAUGUUUUUUUCUUUUUUUUUUUGCGCAAAAACACUAGUGUUCAGCUAGACAGAAUCUCAUAUUAGACGAGGUUUAAAGGCUUUCAUUGGCAGAAUUCCCAGCACAUUAAAAUGAAUAUGGAUUUAAAUAUGUAUUUAAGAAAGAAUUAAACUCUGAAUGAUGCUCGCUUAUAAAUGUUUUAUUAUUUGUAUGUGAAUAUCUAUGCACACCUGAUUCAGCUUGUGAACAGAACUUUUAUUGUGGAGUGUGGAGUGAUGUGACGUCACAAAGCGGCGCCGCGCUCCAGCGUCUGUGAUUCGGCUGGAGAAAGAAAAACUCCUGGUGAAGCAGCUGAGAUCCACGUGAGACUAUUAUAAAGAUGGAGUUUAUUAAAGAGGAGAGCGAAGACCUGAAGAUUGAUGAAACAUUUAAAGUGAAACAAGAAGAUACUGAGGAACAAACAGACCUGAUGGCCCUGAAUGAAGAAAGUCAAGAACUGAAUGAAAAGGAAGAGAAAGAUCAGAAUGAAAACCCUGAUUUCAUAACUGGAGAAAAGUCUUUUAGUUUCUCACAGACUGAAAAUUCUUCCUCACAAAAGAUGAGAGCUAGAAGUAAUUUCACCUGCCAAGAGUGUGGAAAGAGUUUCAGUCAACCUGGAAACCUUAAAGUCCACAUGAGAAUUCACACUGGAGAGAAGCCUUUUACCUGCCAACAGUGUGGAAAAAGUUUUGCUGAAAAAGGUAAUCUUAAUAAACAUAUGAGAGUUCACACUUUAGAGGGCCCUUUCAGCUGCCAACAAUGUGAAAAAAGUUUCACUCAAAAAGACAGACUUAAAGCCCACAUGAGAAUUCACAAUGGAGAGAACCUUUUCACCUGCCAACAGUGUGGAACAUUUUUCGUUCGAAAAUCAAGCCUUAAAAUCCACAUGAGAGUUCACACUGGAGAGAAGCCUUUCACAUGCCCUCAGUGUGGAAAGAGUUUUUCACAUAUAGCAACAAUUAAAUCCCACAUGAGACGUCACACUGGAGAGAGGCCAUAUACAUGUGAUCAGUGUGGAAAGAGUUUCAGACAAAGAGUCGCCCUUAAUUCCCACAAGAAGAUUCACUCAAGAGAUAACAGUUUUAUAUGUCUUCAGUGUGGAAUGAGCUUCACAGACAGUGAUCACCUUAAGAAUCAUGUAAUAACUCACACUGGAGAGAAGCCUUUUAUGUGUCAUCUCUGUGGAAAGAGUUGCUCAAACAAAUCAAACCUUAAUGUUCACGUGAAAGUUCACUCUGGAGAAAAACCUUUCACCUGCCCUCAGUGUGGAAAGAGUUUCACAGUUAAACAAAGCCUUAAGACUCACAUAAGAGUUCACACUGGAGAGAAGCCUUUCACGUGUCUUCAAUGUGAGAAGAGUUUCACAUAUCGAACAGACCUGAAAUGUCAUUUGCAAACUCAUUCUGGAAAGACAUUGCAGAAAAAAGAGCAAUUUCAAAAAUCACCUUCACAGACAAUUUAAUUGUGCAAAAGUUUUUUUAUUACACUGAUGACACCUACAUAUACUCCAGAAAAAUCAUAUGUGAGACUCUAUUUUUGUUCUUUAAGUGGAAAGAAUUUUAAAUGACUUAGCAAUUCACAUAAAAAUAUGUAUCUGUGUGAAAUUAAUUUAGAUUGGAUAUAGGCAUAAGAUUAAUACAGUGGAUUUGAUAUAUUAGAUAAAGAAGCUAUCAGUAUAUUACAAAACUUCCCUCUUGCUGUGAAAUGUCGCAAUAUUUUCCCAAUAUUUUAUAUAUUCACAGUAUUUUGAAUAUACCAAUCCAAUCUGACCUGUAAUGCUGCCUGAAUCAGAAAUCAUGCCUGGUUUCUACCAAGGUUUUUUUCCCCCUCUAUUCUGUCACCUGAUGGAGUUUGGGUUCCUUGCCACUGUUGCCUCUGGCUUUCUUAGUCGGGGACACUUGAUAUUCAACAUUAUUACUGAUCUGCCUGCAUUGA